GCUGGCCCUGGACGCGCCCGGAGCUCAGGGAAGCAGGGAGGAGGGGGUAGGGAGGGUCUCUGCCGGCAGCCAUGGGGCCGGGGGUCCGGGGCCGCCGCCGUCGCCCGAUGUCGCCGCGGCCACCGCCACUGCCGUCCGUGCGGGCGCUGCCCCUAUUGCUGCUGCUAGCGGGGCCGGGGGCUGCAGCUCCCCCUUGCCUGGACGGAAGCCCAUGUGCGAAUGGAGGUCGCUGCACCCAGCUGCCCUCCCGGGAGGCUGCCUGCCUGUGCCUGCCAGGCUGGGUGGGUGAGCGAUGCCAGCUGGAAGACCCCUGCCAUUCGGGCCCCUGUGCUGGCCGGGGCGUCUGCCAGAGCUCGGUGGUGGCAGGCACUGCCAGGUUCUCCUGCCGCUGCCCCCGUGGCUUCCGAGGCCCCGACUGCUCCCUGCCAGACCCCUGCCUCAGCAGCCCCUGUGCCCAUGGUGGCCGCUGCUCAGUGGGGCCCGACGGCCGCUACAUCUGCUCCUGCCCACCUGGCUACCAGGGCCGCAGCUGCCGCAGCGAUGUGGAUGAGUGCCGGGUGGUGGGCGGGCCCUGCCACCACGGUGGCACCUGCCUCAACACGCCUGGCUCCUUCCACUGCCAGUGCCCAGCUGGCUACACAGGGCCACUGUGUGAGAACCCCGCAGUGCCCUGUGCUCCCUCACCAUGCCGUAAUGGGGGUACCUGUAGACAGAGUGGUGAUCUCACCUAUGACUGCGCCUGCCUUCCUGGGUUCGAGGGCCAGAACUGCGAAGUGAAUGUGGACGACUGUCCAGGGCACCGAUGUCUAAAUGGAGGGACAUGUGUGGACGGCGUCAACACCUACAACUGCCAGUGCCCUCCUGAGUGGACAGGCCAAUUCUGCACGGAGGAUGUGGACGAGUGUCAGCUGCAGCCCAAUGCUUGCCACAACGGGGGCACCUGCUUCAACACACUUGGUGGCCACAGCUGUGUGUGUGUCAAUGGCUGGACAGGCGAGAGCUGCAGUCAAAACAUCGAUGAUUGUGCCACGGCCGUGUGCUUCCAUGGGGCCACCUGCCAUGACCGCGUGGCCUCCUUCUACUGUGCCUGCCCCAUGGGCAAGACUGGGCUUCUGUGUCAUCUGGAUGACGCCUGUGUCAGCAACCCCUGUCACGAGGAUGCUAUCUGUGACACGAACCCAGUGAACGGCCGGGCCAUCUGCACCUGUCCACCUGGCUUCACGGGCGGGGCGUGUGACCAGGAUGUGGAUGAGUGCUCCAUUGGUGCCAACCCUUGUGAGCACCUGGGCCGGUGCGUGAACACACAGGGUUCAUUCCUGUGCCAGUGUGGCCGUGGCUACACUGGCCCGCGCUGCGAGACCGACGUCAACGAGUGCCUGUCCGGGCCCUGCCGCAACCAGGCCACGUGUCUCGACCGCAUAGGCCAAUUCACCUGUAUCUGCAUGGCAGGCUUCACGGGCACCUAUUGCGAGGUGGACAUGGACGAGUGUCAGAGCAGCCCGUGUGUCAAUGGCGGGGUCUGCAAGGACAGAGUCAACGGCUUCAGCUGCACCUGCCCCUCAGGCUUCAGCGGGGCCAUGUGUCAGCUGGAUGUGGACGAGUGCGCGAGCACACCCUGCCGGAAUGGAGCCAAAUGCGUGGACCAGCCCGAUGGCUACGAGUGCCGCUGCGCAGAGGGCUUUGAGGGCACGCUGUGUGAGCUCAACGUGGAUGACUGCUCGCCCGACCCGUGCCACCACGGGCGCUGCAUGGACGGCAUCGCCAGCUUCUCGUGCGCCUGUGCACCGGGCUACACGGGCACGCGCUGUGAGAGCCAGGUGGACGAGUGCCGCAGCCAGCCCUGCCGCCACGGGGGCAAAUGCCUAGACCUCGUGGACAAAUACCUCUGCCGCUGCCCUCCUGGCACCACAGGUGUGAACUGCGAGGUGAACAUCGAUGAUUGUGCCAGCAACCCCUGCACCUUUGGGAUCUGCCGUGACGGCAUCAACCGCUACGACUGUGUCUGCCAACCUGGCUUCACAGGGCCCCUUUGCAACGUGGAGAUCAACGAGUGUGCGUCCAGCCCGUGUGGCGAGGGAGGCUCCUGCAUGGACGGGGAAAACGGUUUCCGCUGCCUCUGCCCACCUGGAUCCUUGCCCCCACUCUGCCUCCCCCCCAGCCAUCCCUGUGCCCAAGAACCCUGCAGUCACGGUGUCUGCCACGAUGCACCAGGAGGGUUCCGCUGCGUGUGUGAACCUGGCUGGAGUGGACCCCGGUGCAGCCAGAGCCUCGCUCAAGAUGACUGUGAAUCCCAGCCCUGCCGGGCCGGCGGCACCUGCUCCAGUGAUGGAAUGGGCUUUCACUGCUCCUGUCCCCCUGGUGUCCAGGGCCGUCAGUGUGAGCUGCUGUCCCCAUGUGCCCCGAACCCCUGUGAGCAUGGGGGCCACUGUGAGUCUGCCCCUGGCCAGCUGGCUGUCUGCUCCUGCCCCCCUGGCUGGCAAGGCCCACGAUGCCAGCAGGAUGUGGACGAGUGUGCCGGCCUCUCACCCUGUGGCCCCCAUGGUACCUGCAGCAACCUGGCGGGAAGUUUCAGCUGUACCUGCCACGGGGGGUAUAGUGGCCCUUCCUGUGAUCAGGACAUCGAUGACUGUGACCCCAAUCCCUGCCUGAAUGGUGGCUCGUGUCAGGAUGGUGUUGGCUCCUUCUCGUGCUCCUGCCUCCCUGGCUUCACUGGUCCCCGCUGCGCCCAUGAUGUGGAUGAGUGUCUGAGCAGCCCCUGUGGCCCAGGCACCUGCACCGACCACGUGGCCUCCUUCACCUGCACUUGCCCACCUGGUUAUGGAGGCUUCCUCUGUGAGCAGGACCUACCUGACUGCAGCCCCAGCUCCUGCUUCAAUGGUGGGACCUGUGUGGAUGGCGUGAAGUCGUUCAGCUGUCUGUGCCGCCCCGGCUACACUGGCGCACACUGCCAACAUGAGGCCGACCCCUGCCUCUCGCGACCCUGCCUGCAUGGGGGCGUCUGCACUGCAGCCCACCCUGGCUUCCGCUGCACCUGCCCCGAGGGCUUCACUGGCGCUCAGUGCCAGACGCUGGUAGACUGGUGCCGCCGUGUGCCCUGUCAGAACGGGGGUCACUGUGCCCGGACCGGGGCCUCCUUCUACUGCCUUUGUACCCCGGGGUGGAGCGGCCGCCUCUGUGACAUCCAGAGCCUGCCCUGCAGGGAGGCUGCAGCCCAGAUCGGGGUGCGGCUGGAGCAGCUGUGUCAGGCUGGGGGGCAGUGUGUGGACAAGGACAGCUCCCACUACUGCAUGUGCCCAGAGGGCCGCACAGGCAGCCACUGUGAGCAGGAGGUGGACCCCUGCUUGGCCCAGCCCUGCCAGCAUGGGGGCACCUGCCGCGGCUACAUGGGGGGCUAUGUGUGCGAGUGUCCGGCUGGCUACGCUGGUGACAUCUGUGAGGAUGAUGUGGAUGAGUGUGCCUCCCAGCCCUGCCAGCACGGGGGCUCCUGCAUUGACCUUGUGGCCCGCUAUCUCUGCUCCUGCCCCCCGGGGACGCUGGGCGUGCUCUGUGAGAUUAAUGAGGACGACUGUGGCCCAGGCCCACCCCUGGCCCUGGGCCCCCGGUGCCUGCACAAUGGUACCUGCGUGGACCUGGUGGGCGGCUUCCGCUGCACCUGUCCCCCGGGUUACACUGGCCUGCGCUGCGAGGCAGACAUCAAUGAGUGUCGCCCCAGCGCCUGCCACGCGGCACACACCCGGGACUGCCUGCAGGACCCAGGUGGGGGCUUCCACUGUCUUUGCCGAGCUGGCUUCACAGGUCUCCGCUGUCAGACUGUCCUGUCUCCCUGCGAAUCCCAGCCAUGCCAGCAUGGAGGCCAGUGCCGUUCUAGUCCCGGGCAUGGGGGUGCGCUGACCUUCACCUGCCACUGUGUCCCGCCAUUCUGGGGUCUGCGCUGCGAGCGGGUGGCGCGCUCCUGCCGGGAGCUGCAGUGCCCGGAGGGCGUCCGGUGCCAGCAGACGGUCCGAGGGCCGCGCUGCGCCUGUCCCCCGGGGUUGUCGGGGCCCGCGUGCCGGGGCUCCCGGGGGUCGCCGCCGGGGGCCGCCAACGCCAGCUGUGCGGCCUCCCCCUGCCUCCACGGGGGCUCUUGCCACCCCGCGCCGCUCGCGCCGUUCUACCGCUGCGCGUGCGCGGCGGGCUGGGCUGGGUCACGCUGCGAGGUCCCGGCGGCGGCGCCCGAGGCCCCCGAGGAGCCGCGGUGCCUGAGCGCCGCCUGCGAGGCCAAGAGCGGGGAUCGGCGCUGCGACCGCGAGUGCAACAGCCCGGGCUGCGGCUGGGACGGCGGCGACUGCUCGCUGAGCGUGGGCGACCCCUGGCGGCAGUGCGCGGCGCUGCAGUGCUGGCGCCUCUUCAACAACAGCCGCUGCGACCCGGCCUGCAGCUCGCCCGCCUGCCUCUACGACAACUUCGACUGCCGCGCCGGCGGCCGGGAGCGCGCCUGCAACCCGGUGUACGAGAAGUAUUGCGCGGACCACUUUGCCGACGGCCGCUGUGACCAGGGUUGCAACACGGAGGAGUGUGGCUGGGAUGGGCUGGACUGUGCCGGUGAGGUGCCAGCCCUGCUGGCCCGCGGUGUGCUGGUGCUCACGGUACUGCUGCCGCCUGAGGAACUGCUGCGCUCCAGCGCCGACUUCCUGCAGCGGCUCAGCGGCAUCCUGCGCACCUCGCUGCGCUUCCGCCUGGAUGAGAAUGGCCAGGCCAUGGUCUUCCCUUACCACCGGCCUGGUCCUGGUUCCAAAUCCCGGAACCGGCGGGAGCUGGCCCCGGAGGUGAUCGGCUCUGUGGUGAUGCUGGAGAUUGACAACCGGCUGUGCCUGCAGUCGCCCGAGAAUGACCACUGCUUCCCCGACGCCCAGAGUGCGGCCGACUACCUGGGAGCGUUGUCAGCUGUGGAGCGCCUGGACUUUCCGUACCCGCUGCGGGCGGCGCGGGGGGAGCCGCUGGAGCUGCCGGAGCCGAGCAUGCCGCUGCUGCCCCUGCUGGCUGCGAGCGCUGUCUUCCUGCUGGUCGUCCUGGUUCUGGGCGUCAUGGUGGCCCGGCGCAAGCGGGAACACAGCACUCUCUGGUUCCCCGAGGGCUUUGCGCUGCACAAGGAGGUGGCCGCUGGCCACAAGGGCCGGCGGGAACCCGUGGGCCAAGAUGCGUUGGGCAUGAGGAACAUGGCCAAGGGCGAGAGUCUGAUGGGGGAGGCGGCCACAGACUGGAUGGACACAGAGUGCCCGGAGGCCAAGCGACUGAAGGUGGAGGAGCCUGGCGUGGGGGCUGAAGAUGCUGUGGAUUGCCGCCAGUGGACUCAACACCACCUGGUUGCUGCUGACAUCCGCGUGGCACCAGCCAUGGCGUUGACACCACCGCAGGGUGACGCGGAUGCUGAUGGCAUGGAUGUCAAUGUGCGUGGCCCAGAUGGCUUCACCCCGCUAAUGCUGGCCUCCUUCUGUGGGGGCGCACUGGAGCCGAUGCCGACUGAGGAGGAUGAGGCAGAAGAUACGUCAGCCAGCAUCAUCUCAGACCUGAUCUGCCAGGGGGCCCAGCUUGGGGCGCGGACUGACCGCACGGGCGAGACGGCCCUGCACUUGGCCGCCCGCUAUGCCCGGGCUGAUGCGGCCAAGCGGCUGCUGGAUGCUGGGGCGGACACCAAUGCCCAGGACCACUCGGGCCGCACCCCCCUGCACACAGCUGUCACUGCCGAUGCCCAGGGUGUCUUCCAGAUUCUCAUCCGGAACCGCUCCACAGACCUGGAUGCCCGCAUGAUGGACGGCUCCACAGCACUGAUCCUGGCAGCCCGCUUGGCGGUGGAGGGCAUGGUGGAGGAGCUCAUCGCCAGCCACGCUGAUGUCAACGCUGUGGACGAGCUUGGGAAAUCAGCCUUACACUGGGCCGCAGCUGUCAACAACGUGGAGGCCACCUUGGCCCUGCUCAAAAAUGGAGCCAACAAGGACAUGCAGGAUAGCAAGGAGGAGACCCCUCUGUUCCUGGCCGCCCGGGAGGGCAGCUACGAGGCUGCCAAGCUGCUGCUGGACCACUUCGCCAACCGUGAGAUCACCGAUCACCUGGACAGGCUGCCACGAGACGUGGCCCAGGAGCGGCUGCACCAGGACAUCGUGCGCCUGCUGGACCAGCCUAGUGGGCCCCACAGUCCCCCCGGCCCCCACGGCCUGGGACCCCUGCUCUGCCCGCCUGGGGCUUUCCUCCCGGGCCUCAAGGUGGCGCAGGCAGGGGGCAAGAAGAGCCGGAGGCCGCCUGGCAAGGCGGGGCUGGGACCGCAGGGCGCCCGGGGCCGGGGCAAGAAGCUGACGCUGGCCUGCCCGGGCCCCCUGGCCGAGAGCUCGGUCACGCUCUCGCCCGUGGACUCGCUGGACUCCCCGCGGCCCUUCGGGGGGCCCCCCGCGUCGCCAGGCGGCUUCCCCCUCGAGGGGCCCUACACGGCGGCUGCUGCCACGGCCGUCUCUCUGGCGCCGCUGGGAGGCGCGGGCCGGGCGGGUCUUGGGCGCCAGCCCCCCGGGGGCUGCGUGCUUAGCCUGGGGCUGCUGAACCCCGUGGCUGUUCCCCUCGACUGGGCCCGGCUGCCCCCGCCUGCCCCACCAGGCCCCUCCUUCCUGCUGCCGCUGGCCCCGGGACCCCAGCUGCUGAACCCCGGGCCCCCUGUGUCCCCGCAGGAGCGGCCCCCGCCAUACCUGGCAGCCCCGGGACAUGGCGAGGAGUACCCGGCCGCCGGGGCCCAUGGCAGCCCCCCCAAGGCCCGCUUCCUGCGGGUCCCCAGCGAGCACCCUUACCUGACCCCAUCCCCCGAGUCCCCCGAGCACUGGGCCAGCCCCUCGCCUCCCUCCCUCUCGGACUGGUCCGACUCCACACCCAGCCCAGCCACUGCCACCGGGUCCAUGGCCACAGCCACUGGAGCACUGCCUGCCCAGCCACUGGCCCUGUCCGUCCCUGGCCCCCUAGCUCAGGCCCAGACCCAGCUGGGGCCCCAGCGGGAAGUCACCCCCAAGAGGCAGGUGUUGGCCUGAGACUCUCCUCAGUUCCUGGAUU
Molecule: messenger RNA, 7065 nt
Organism: Ceratotherium simum simum (southern white rhinoceros)
Lineage: Eukaryota; Metazoa; Chordata; Mammalia; Perissodactyla; Rhinocerotidae
Gene: NOTCH3
Product: notch receptor 3
Biological process (GO): multicellular organism development; cell differentiation; axon guidance
Cellular component (GO): plasma membrane; cell surface; signaling receptor complex
Molecular function (GO): calcium ion binding; protein binding; signaling receptor activity
Source: RefSeq, a predicted model, not a curated record